Betta splendens (Siamese fighting fish) is the source of this 3814-nucleotide messenger RNA. RefSeq names its product copine I (gene cpne1). Gene Ontology annotation, biological process: cellular response to calcium ion; positive regulation of tumor necrosis factor-mediated signaling pathway; regulation of canonical NF-kappaB signal transduction. Bases 162 to 1757 code for a protein of 531 amino acids. Gene Ontology annotation, molecular function: calcium-dependent phospholipid binding. The record is from RefSeq and is a predicted model, not a curated record. NCBI's taxonomy places the organism in Eukaryota, Metazoa, Chordata, Actinopteri, Anabantiformes, Osphronemidae. The transcript has 16 exons. Gene Ontology annotation, cellular component: plasma membrane.
UUCAAUCGGAUGGCAGCUCCUUUACGAGCCGCUCCCUUCCAGCCAAACCUGCACAACGGAAAGGAACGGCCCUUUUCUGACUCAUAAACAUAUAUAAUAGUUGUCCAGCAGCCAACUGUGGUUAAUAUUUGUGUGAUUAUUCUGGGGCUGAUCGGAUAAAGAUGGCGGAGUGUGUCACUAAAGUGGAGCUGUCCAUCUCUUGCUCUAACCUUCUGGACAAGGAUGUUGGCUCAAAGUCUGAUCCUCUGUGUGUGCUGCUGCAGAGUUCAGGAGGAGAUAAAUGGGUUGAGCUGGGUCGUACAGAGCGAGUGAAGAACUGCUCCAAUCCGUCAUUCAGUCAGCAUCUUUUGGUGGAUUAUCAUUUUGAGACAGUGCAAAAUCUGAAGCUGGCGGUUUACGACAUUGACAGCUCCUCCUCUGACCUCAAACAUGACGACUUCCUGGGAGGGGCAGAGCUAACACUUGGACAGAUUGUUUCCAGUAAAACUCUGACCAGACCUCUGCAACUGAAGAAAGACAAACCUGCAGGGAAGGGCACCAUCACUGUCACAGCAGAGGAGAUGAAGGACAACAGAGCAAUUGAAUUGGAGCUGUCGGCCAAAAACCUGGAUAAGAAGGAUACAUUUGGAAAGUCUGAUCCAUUCCUGGAAUUUUUUAAACAAGGAGAUGAUGGAAAGUGGCAUCUGGUCCAUAGAACAGAGGUGGUGAAGAACAAUCUUAAUCCCUCGUGGAAGAAGUUCACUAUUCCUCUCCAGACGUUCUGCUCAAGUGACCUCAACAGAGCCCUGAAGGUGGAUUGUUCUGACUAUGACAGUGAUGGAACUCAUGAUCUGAUCGGUUCUUUCACCACUAAAACUUCUGACCUGCAGAAUGCUCCGGUGGAGUUUGACUGUAUCCACCCCGAUAAACAGAAGAAAAAGAAAAGCUAUAAAAACUCUGGAGUGGUCUGUGUGAAGAGCUGCAAGAUGACCGCUCAGUACUCUUUCUUGGACUAUGUGAUGGGCGGCUGCCAGCUCAACUUCACUGUGGGAAUCGACUUUACUGGCUCUAACGGUGAUCCCCGCACACCCCAGUCCCUCCACUAUAUGAGUCCAGAUGGUCUGAACCAGUACCUGAGUGCCCUUUGGUCUGUGGGUCAGGUGAUCCAAGACUAUGACACUGAUAAACUGUUCCCAGCUUUUGGUUUUGGAGCCAAACUGCCUCCAGACUUCCAGGCUGCACACCACCAGUUUGCCCUUAACUUCAACCCCGCUAACCCCUUCUGCCAAGGUAUCCAGGGUAUAGUUGAAGCCUACAGGAUGGUUCUGCCUAAGCUUCAUCUCUCUGGACCCACAAACUUCUCUCCCAUCAUCAACCACGUAGCUUCAAUUGCCAGUGCUGCUGCACAGACCAAUAAUGCCUCUCAAUACUUCGUGCUCCUAAUCCUCACUGAUGGUGAGAUCACUGACUUUGACCAGACCCGCGACGCCAUCGUUCAGGCAUCACAGCUACCCCUGUCUAUCAUCAUCGUGGGGGUGGGACCAGCAGAUUUUAAGGCCAUGGAGCUUCUGGAUGGAGACAAUGGUGUGCUUAAGUCAACAUCAGGAGUGCCUGUUGCCAGAGACAUUGUCCAGUUCGUCCCAUUCAAACAGUUCAAAGAUGCUCCUGCAGCAGCUCUGGCUCAGUCUGUCCUCGCUGAGGUUCCAAACCAACUCGUCUCUUAUUUCAAGAUGAGAGGCCUUGAACCACCUAAAGCUCAAGUGCCCCCAAGAAUCUGAAUCUCAUCCUCUGCUUUCCUCAGGCCGACCCCCUUAAGAUGGAGGUCUGACCUACUUUCAUUCCAGACCACCACACUCCUCUGCUCUACCCCUACAUUUAAAGUGGACCAAUAGUUACUCCAAAAUCUGUCAGUCAGCUUGAGAUUCCAGGGGCCUUUUUAUAAUCACUUUGCUUUCUCUGAUUAUUUCGUAGUAUAGCAUAGAUUAUCAAUUCCUUCUGCUGCUUUUACGCUACUAUGCAACAGUUUUCAACUUUUGUGCCUCUACUUUCUCUCUUCAUUAUGAUGAGAACAACGCCAGCAUCCUUGUGAGAGCUGGAGCUGUAUUGGCUUUGUUUUAAGAGAGAGAAUUGGUACAAGCCAGGCUUAAUAAGAGCAACACUAAAGUGUGUGCGUAUUAGUAACACUGGCUUUGAUUUGCAUCAUCAAUCAUAUACUGUAUCGUCACUUUGCACUUUGCCUUUGCAUCUAUACACAACAUGCUGGAAAUGGUAUUAGAAUCAAAUACUCAUAUCACUUAACUCCUAUAGCUUUUAUUACGACUUUGGCCUUAACAUAGAGUUGUGUAGUCUUUAUGAUUCUUCCAGACAACUCUUUUCAUCACUGUGGGAUUUUUUUGCUUUUAUCAGCACCUUUAGCACUUUCCUCUUGUAUUCACUUCUGUAUGUAUCUGUCUGCGGUUCCUAAAAUGGGUCUAAAACCACCACCCGCCACCAGUAAAGCACAUUUAUUGUAUUGUAGUUUGCAGGUCAGCCAUCCUGUUGCGUCAUCACUGAGCUGCUUUUAUAAAUGCUGUUAAACUUCCCUGACUGCAGUUGUGUCACUGGGAGUGGAUGCACAGCAAUCUAAAUAAUCACACGUUUUUCAGUACCGGUUAGUUAAGAAAUGUAGCUAAGUAGAGUCCAUACACUUCUCUACUUUGGUUAUCUUACGCUACUUAUGACGUGCCUUUUGAUUGCCUUUAGGUGUUUAAAUACAGUUAUGUUUAUUGACAUUAUUGUUAACUUGUGCCAAUUUUGUUCAAAAACACUGCUUUACAUUGACUUGACCCUGAUGAAGCAAAAGGUCAAACAUUCAAGUGCCUCUAAGUUUAAAUCGUGCCUAAAUCACUUCAUAGUAAAUAAGAUUCUCGUUUAUUCAUGUUACGGUCGAGGGUCUGAGGCCAUGUUGCACAUGUGCCUUAGAAAAUGUGGUAGCAAGCACAGCACAGAAUACACACGACUGAGGACGGAGAAUUAGGUUAUGUAUCGUAAAAGAAACAAGCAUGUACACUUUAUCAGUCAGGUUUCAUGCAGUGUCUUGUAACCCAUAAAUCUACUAUAAUCCACCAUAUAAUUGUGGCCAGUUGGAUUGGAGAUAAAACGUGGACAUACUGGUCUGGGAAGAUCAUUUGUCUGUUAUCAGAAAAAUGCACUUGAUCAUCUCAUGAUCUAUUUUGUUACGAUUUACGACAGUUAUUUUACUUUGUGGGAACAAAUGCAAACAUCAUACCUAUUUACUUACAGAAUUCCAACUCUAUGCAAUUUAUACUUUUUUUAUUUUUGGAGUAAUAGAUUAAUAAAUCUUUGUGUGGGCUCUGGAGCUAAUUAAUAGGAACAUUGGGGAAAUGUUUGCUUCUGUGUUUUUUAUGACCAAGGAAAAUGUUCUGUGUUGUCAGGCUGCCACAAGGUUAUUUUUCUUCUUCAUUGCCAAAAUCCUGUCUUUUAUUUUUUUAUAUUCUUUUUUUUGUUGAAGGGCAAGUUUUUUUCAUGUUUACUGUAGAAAUACAACAAUCAAAACCUGUUGUUUUCAUGCAUGUUAAUCAAGCAAUGAUCAUAGAAAUAUUGUGAGCUCUGCUGAAUAUGCUGUAUUGUCCCAAAAGGCUGUGAUUUCAUUUAGAAAAGGAGGAAAAGCUUCUAAUGGGAAAACCACACCUUUCAUAAGCAUCACAGAAAAAAGUAAAUAGUGUCUGCUACUAACUAACCAGUAAUAUGAAACCAGAGUAAACAGAAAUGACAUGUCGGUAUCAACAUUGCCUUUGAUGUUUAAUAAUAAAAGAACUUGGGGAAGUAAAAUAAA